Molecule: messenger RNA, 981 nt
Organism: Penicillium griseofulvum
Lineage: Eukaryota; Fungi; Ascomycota; Eurotiomycetes; Eurotiales; Aspergillaceae
Exons: 1
Coding region: 1-981 (326 amino acids)
Source: RefSeq, a predicted model, not a curated record
AUGUCAGGCCGCAGUCUGUCUGAUCAGUUCCGCGAGGAGCAUGCUAAUUUCUGGACCCUCAUGGAGCAGAUCAUCGAUGGCCUUAGGAACAACUACCCAGCAAACCAAGAUGAGAUCAUUGGCAGGAUGGGCCAGCUCAAUCUCCAGCUCUCAACUCUUCGACGAGUCGGAGACAUGAUGGGAUUGAGUUACCCACCAACUGACAUCGUCCGUGAUGCUCCUCCCCAGUACUUCAGCGCCCGCGCCCAACGCCAUCAGAAUUACUUCGGUACUGAGUUCGGGUACUCAUGCUGGUAUACCCAAGCCCAGAUAGGCUACACCAUUGCAGACCUUCUCAACGGGAGGGACCACACCCGCGUAGCUGACCUGCUAGAGCAACUGCUAGUCAGCUGGCAAUUGACAGAGAUGAGAGUCUUCCCCCGACAACUCCCCACGCGCAACCCAGUCGAGCAGCCAGUCAAUAUCGUGCAUAUUGAUGGCCCGCCAUACUAUACACCAGGCGGUCCUGGACCACGCAUCAAGACAGCAAGGACUAUUGGGCCUGUCCGCACACACCCACAUAUCCGUCUUCCCGCCCCGACUGAUACUGCUCACGGUAUAGCACGGCAAACGCGCCAUCGCGCUGCGCCAUAUCCUGGACGGGGUGUUCGUCGGACACGUCCUGGAAAUACUAGACUAACCCCCCCGAUGCCUCGUGCGGCCCUGGCACUUCCUAAUACUAUUAUGCAGAAUGGUGAUGCUUCCCAUCUUCCAAGGCCGACUCUACCCCCUGUUCAAUCCCUAUUCACUCCAUAUGCCCUCCCUGGUGGAGUUACUCUUCCUGGUGCACCGCCUGCCUCUGUGCCACCCCCAAGUGGUAUGCAGCACCCGUUCCCUAUGCCAGCCCCAAAUACUGAGGCGACUAUGUCUGUUUUGAAUGCCAAUAUCAGGGACACUUUGCUAGGAGACCAGUCCCGUCAGAACCCCGGUUCUGGCAAUUAA